Molecule: messenger RNA, 1845 nt
Organism: Aspergillus aculeatus ATCC 16872
Lineage: Eukaryota; Fungi; Ascomycota; Eurotiomycetes; Eurotiales; Aspergillaceae
Product: GMC family oxidoreductase
Exons: 6
Coding region: 1-1845 (614 amino acids)
Biological process (GO): secondary metabolite biosynthetic process
Molecular function (GO): oxidoreductase activity, acting on CH-OH group of donors; flavin adenine dinucleotide binding
Source: RefSeq, a predicted model, not a curated record
AUGCUCUCGCUCAGAGACCACCUAACCAUUCUACUGCUCGCCGUUGCAGGCUUUGACUAUGUCGUUGUUGGCGCCGGGACGUCCGGCUUCACGCUGGCAGCACGACUCGCGGAGCAGAAGCUGAGCGUGGCUCUCGUCGAAGCCGGCGACUUCUAUGAGGCGGUUUGGCCUUUGGCGAAGAUUCCAGGGGCAGUGAUUGUCGGCCUGGGAUCGAGUCCGACUGCGACCACUCCAAUUGACUGGAACUUCAUCACAGCCCCCGUCCCGGGCGCGAACUACCGCCAGGUACAUUAUGGCCGACACAAGACGUUUGGGGGUUGCUCGGUGUGCAACGUGAUGAUAUACCAGAGACUUGAUAACGGCUCCAUGCAACGGUGGGCCGACCUCGUCGAGGAUCAGAGCUACACGUUCGAUCAGGUCCUCCCUUUUUACCAACGAACGGCCACCUUCUACCCUCCUCAGAACGAGCUUCGACCCCCCAACGCCUCCGUGCAAUACAACCCGGCCGCAUACUCUCCGGCCGGGGAGCCUCUCCAAGUAUCCUACCCGAUCGACAGUAUCCCAUUCUCCAGCUGGAUGGUUGGCGGAAUGCAAGCAAUUGGCAUCAACCAGACACAAGACUUCAGCAGUGGGCAUUUACUAGGUGCGCAAUGGUGCCCCUUCACCGUCCGCCCAUCAGACCGAAUACGGAGCAGUUCGGAAGCGGCAUUCAUGAGCGCAGCAGCGAACAGUGACCGUCUGGCGACCCUCACUCUAUACAAAACCACCAUGGGGAAGCGGAUACUGUUUGACCCCGACAGAAAGGCGACCGGGGUGGAAGUGCGCACCGGGACUUCAAGGUACACCCUGCACGCCAAUCGGGAGGUGAUCGUCUCGGCCGGGGUCUUCCAGAGCCCUCAGUUGCUGAUGGUCUCCGGCAUCGGGCCCUCGGAAGCCCUGAGUCAAUACAACAUCCCGCAGCUCGUCGAUCUCCCCGGAGUCGGCCAGAACAUGUGGGAUCACCUGCUAUUCGGUCCGUCAUACCGGGUUCGACUCAUCACCGGCACAAACAUUGCCAACAACUACGCCUUUGCGGCCGAGCAACUCGCCCUGUAUUUCUCCGUGCGUCGGGGUCUCUUUACCAACCCAUCGGCCGAUUACCUGGCCUGGGAGAAGAUCCCAGAUCCCCUGCGCCAGCGCUUCUCCGCUGAUACAUUGCGCAACCUGUCAUGGUUUCCACCCAGCUGGCCGGAAGCAGAGUACAUCUCCUUCCACAUCUUCCUCGGCGAUCUGGCGAACCCGCUGUUCGACCAGCCGAAAGACGGAUUCAUGUACGCGUCGAUGAUCGGGUCGCUGGUGGCGCCCAGCUCGCGCGGGACGGUGACGCUCGCGUCGAACGACACGGACAUCCUACCGAUCGUGCAGCCGAACUGGCUGUCGACCGAGGCGGACGCGCAGACGGUGGUGGCCAUGUACCGGCGGAUGCGGGAGGCGUGGCACAGCGCGGCGAUGGCGCCCAUCGUGAUCGGGGAGGAGUACUUCCCGGGGCCGAAAGUGCAGACGGACGCGGAGAUCCUGGCGGUCAUCCGGCAGACGGUCAUGACCAUCUACCAUGCGGCGUGCACGUGCAAGAUGGGGACCCGGAACGACAGCAUGGCGGUGGUGGAUCAUCGGGCCCGCGUGUUUGGGGUGACCGGGUUGCGGGUCGUGGAUGCGAGUGCGUUCGCUAUCUUGCCGCCGGGGCAUCCGCAGGCCACUUGUUAUAUGUUGGCGGAAAAGAUCGCGGCGGAUAUCCUUCAUGGUCCUGGGAAUGGGGACGGGAAUGGGGACGACGGCGACGACGAUGGGGACAACGGGGGUGGAUGA